GGAAGUUUGCUCUAGCCGCGUCGUCUAACAGGGACUCUAUGGUGUAACCGGGACCGGAGCGCUCCGGAGGGGUAAAAAAAAAACCCUAAAAGACCCCAAAAAGGGACAGAUUGGGUCUGGGGGCUCUCGGGGACGCCCCCCCCCCCCCGGGUCCCCUCGCCGCCAUGGCGCAGGGCCGCGGGGUCAACAGUCUGCGCUUCAACCAGGACCAGAGCUGUUUCUGUGUUGCCAUGGACUCCGGGGUUCGGAUCUUCAACGUGGAGCCGCUGAUGGAAAAGGGGCACCUGGAUGCAGAGCAGGUGGGCAGCGUGGGGCUGGCGGAGAUGCUGCACCGCUCCAACCUGCUGGCCAUCGUGGGGGGGGGCAGCAACCCCAAAUUCCCCGACGUCUCAGGUUCGUUAGCGCCUUAAUUAGCUUAAUGAGCUCCUUAAUUG
This is a messenger RNA of Lagopus muta (rock ptarmigan), 434 nucleotides long. RefSeq names its product WD repeat domain phosphoinositide-interacting protein 4-like. Gene Ontology annotation, cellular component: phagophore assembly site membrane; cytosol; extrinsic component of membrane. Bases 165 to 410 code for a protein of 81 amino acids. Lineage: Eukaryota; Metazoa; Chordata; Aves; Galliformes; Phasianidae. The record is from RefSeq and is a predicted model, not a curated record. Gene Ontology annotation, molecular function: phosphatidylinositol-3,5-bisphosphate binding; phosphatidylinositol-3-phosphate binding. The transcript is spliced from 3 exons. Gene Ontology annotation, biological process: autophagy of mitochondrion; protein localization to phagophore assembly site; protein lipidation.